Messenger RNA from Bombyx mandarina (wild silkworm), 2385 nucleotides. RefSeq names its product homeotic protein empty spiracles. Gene Ontology annotation, biological process: neuron differentiation; central nervous system development; regulation of transcription by RNA polymerase II. Gene Ontology annotation, molecular function: RNA polymerase II cis-regulatory region sequence-specific DNA binding; DNA-binding transcription factor activity, RNA polymerase II-specific. The record is from RefSeq and is a predicted model, not a curated record. NCBI's taxonomy places the organism in Eukaryota, Metazoa, Arthropoda, Insecta, Lepidoptera, Bombycidae. Gene Ontology annotation, cellular component: nucleus.
GCCCCGGCGUUCGUAUCGCGCGUCGCGUCACAAUGGAUUGUGCUGUGUGACAUGUGCAUCUGAGUUGGUGUAUUUGUAUUUCUGUGACGUUCCCGCUGUGCGUGAAAGCAUGAUGCCUCUCGCACCGACCCCUGUGGUGGCGGUGCCAUCGAAGCCGAAAAUCGGAUUCAGCAUAGACAGUAUCGUUGGGGGUUCUGAUAGGUCGCGGCAGGCGUCGCCGCCGCUGGCGAGCCCCGGGUCUCCGUCGCCGGUUGCCUCUCCGAGGAGUCCCUCGCCGCGUCCCCUGCUCCGGCCGAGCGCUUUGCCAGCCGUGUUCCCAUCUCCGGAGCUGAAGAGGCUUCCGUACCUCGACGCCCAGAGUCACCACCACCAGUUCUUGGCGCAUUUCCAAGGAGCGGCGCUGGCGGCAGCUUUGGCCCAUCAGCAGCAAGGUUUCGGUGCUCCCCUACCGCCGCACCCGCCGCCGCACCCCGCCGGGCCGGUACCCAGAGAGUCUUACCAGCUCUACCCCUGGCUGAUCAACAGGCACGGAAGGUUGUUCCCGCACAGGUUUCCUGGAGGUCCAGACAUCCCGGGGUUCCUCCUGCAGCCGUUCAGGAAACCGAAGCGGAUCCGGACGGCGUUCUCUCCGUCUCAACUCCUCAAGCUCGAGCACGCCUUCGAGAAGAAUCAUUACGUGGUCGGAGCCGAGAGGAAGCAGCUCGCGCAGGCGUUGAGCUUAACCGAAACUCAGGUAAAAGUCUGGUUCCAAAACAGAAGAACGAAGCACAAACGUAUGCAGCAAGAGGAAGAAGCAAAGAGUGGCAAGUCCGGUUCUUCCUCUAAACCCGAAGACGGAAGCCAACUGAAUAACUCCUACGAGGAAGACGAGGAGCUCAUCGACAUGGACAUGGACGAACUAAGUGAGAGUGAGAAUGAGACGUAGGAGUGCAGUGAUAUUGUAAAUAGAACUAGAAUUUAGUAUUUAUUUUUAGCGUCUUAAAUCCAAUCGGUGGAUAGUUUAAGAGGUUCCCUUUGCUCAAAUUAUGAGCUGUUAAAAAAUACACGUAAAUUUUUUUUCGUAGGUAUUCAAUUGUAAGUAAGUUCUAAUAUCUUCCGUUUCUUUGUUUUUAACAGUUUUAGAACGUUCCUUUUCAUUCCUAAUAAUUAAUUACAUCUAUUUUUGAACUGAAGUAGGUUAACAUGAUAUUGUGUUUUCAAUUUCACAAUAAUUUGUUUCUUUGGAAACUGUAAGCAACGGCUUGGCAGUGUCACUGGUAUUGCUAAAGGUGACCAUUCAUGUAGAUCGUAUGCUCUUUUUACAAAGGAAAUUAAGAAAAAAAAUCACAUCACAAUAUAUUAUCUGUGAAAAUACAAAUUGAAAAUUUUGACUUAAAUGAGAUUUCAAAACAUGAUUGUUCUUUUAAGUAAGAAAGUAUUUCCUAUGAAUGGCUUGCUUCUACCGUUACUCACGCUUAUUAUAAAUAUUUAGUCCUUUAAUCGAUCUCCCAGGAUCACUUCAGUAAUUCACUAAUUAACUUAUUAAAUGUAAUAAUCUCAAAACUCCAAAGUGAAGCUAAAUAAAAAUACUUAAAAUUUUACUGUAGUUCAUUUCAAAACGAGCUCCCCAAAAACCACCAGAAACUAAUUGGAAUCGCUUUUACAACCUCAAAUAAAGCCAGGGCAGUAAAUAAAAAUUAAAAAAAAAAGUCGAUAAUUUAUCUAAAUUUAAAAACGACUAAACAUUAACAGCAUUCAAAAUGGCGCCUGGUUCCUCGUUAGCGCUUCACGGUUUAUUAGAUAACGAAAUUGCCUUUAUUAUAAUAGUUUUGAGGUUAAAUUAAUUAAAAAUUAUUCUUUUUCGACCAUCCCCUCGGGCGAUGGAGCUAUAAUUAGACAUUUUAGAUUUGAAAUACCGAUACGCAGCGAGGUUUUCAAGCGGGCUGUCAAAUAGAACGGAACGCGUAUAUACAGCGGUGCGUUGUCAGAGCGAGAAAGGUAUGUCGGAGGCCUGUUAUUAAGAGAUGAAUUCAAAAAGGUAUCUCCGGUUAGAAUCGCGUCGGGUAAUUGCCGUGGACGUAACCAAAUUGUUUUAAUACGGACGAUUGUUCUUUAAGACUAUUUGUCUACGAGUUUGUGGUGUUUUAGAUAAGGAUCUUGAAUUUCAAUGCUUUCUUUGAAGCGCUCGAUACCAUUGUUAUUUUUUUUUUGACACUGGUAAUGCGUGACUUUUUUGUUGUGGCAACAUUCGUUUGUUGAUAUUUGUGAACAAGUCAAACUCGUCACAUAAAUUUUAAAAGGCAUCAAUAACGACAUUAUGUAAUUAAGAUAAGAAAACGAUCUAAUUUUUAAAAUUUCGGUUAAUUUAGUUACUCCCCCAGUCAUUGACAAUGACAAUAAAUUAUC